UUGGGUCGAACCCACACUUGUCACGAACAGGAGCACUCUUCCCGUUCCCACACGCCGCACUCUGUUCCCCGAUUGGUUCGCCGCCGCCGGCCCCGUCAACCUCCUCGAUUCCGGCCGCCGUCUCUCGGCACCCUCGAGCCGCGCAUGGACAUCGACUCCGAACCGCCCGCCGAGAGCAAGCCCACCCAGAUGGACCUCGAGGACCAGGCAAGCCGCCGCCGCCCGCCAACCUUUUCCUCGGGGAAUUCCCCCCUCCCUUUUUUCAGGGUUUUGUUUCUGAUUGUCUCUGGGCGUGCGCAGGCGGACGCCGAGGGUAUGGGGAAGGACGAGGAGCUCGCGGACUCCAUUGGGAGCCUAUCCAUCGCCCCGGGCCGCACCAACUUCAAGAAGAAGCCGGUGAUCGUCCUCGUCAUCGGCAUGGCCGGGACGGGGAAGACCACCUUCAUGCACCGUCUGGUGUGCCAUAUGCAGGCAUCGACGAACAUGAGGGGUUACGUGCUCAACCUUGACCCGGCGGUGAUGACGCUGCCAUUCGGGGCCAACAUUGAUAUCCGCGACACCGUGCGUUACAAGGAGGUGAUGAAAGAGUAUGGGCUCGGUCCCAAUGGUGGCAUUCUUACCUCACUCAACCUCUUCUCAACCAAGUUUGAUGAGGUUAUAUCUGUUAUUGAAAGCCGAGCAGACCAGCUGGAUUAUGUGCUGGUGGAUACCCCAGGGCAGAUUGAAAUCUUCACUUGGUCGGCUUCAGGAGCUAUCAUAACUGAGGCUUUUGCAUCAACAUUUCCAACAGUUGUUGCAUAUGUGGUUGACACCCCCAGGUCGACAAACCCUGUAACCUUUAUGAGCAACAUGAUGUAUGCGUGCAGUAUCCUCUACAAGACCCGUCUGCCUCUGGUGCUGACAUUUAGCAAGGUUGAUGUAGCCAAGCAUGAGUUUGCUCUUGAGUGGAUGCAAGACUUCGAAGCAUUUCAGGCAGCUUUGGAUUCCGACUCAUCAUACUCCUCUUCGUUUACCCGGAGUCUCUCUCUGGUGUUGGAUGAAUUCUACAAGAACCUACACUCUGUCGGAGUAUCCGCAGUAUCUGGCACUGGAGUUGAUGCAUUUUUCGAAGCUAUAGAAGCAAGCGCCAAAGAAUACAUGGAGACUUACAGGACUGAUCUUGACAAGAGGAUUGCUGAGAAGGAGAGACUAGAGGCUGAGCGCAGGAACGAGAACAUGGAAAGACUGAGGAGAGAUAUGGAGAAAUCCAAAGGACAAACUGUGGUGCUCAGCACUGGUUUGAGGGAUAGAAUUCCUGCCUCAGAAAUGAUGUGCAACGUGGAUGAGGAGGAAGAAGAGGAGGCGGUGGAGGAUUUUAGUUUUUCCGAGAUUGAUGACGAUGAUGAUGAAGAGGAAGACGAAGGAGAAGAUGCUGAAGUGACUCAUUUUGGCCUUUAAGGUUGAUGGGAUCGGACAGAAGAGGGCGCUGGCUUAUGGAGGACCCUGUCAGGUCCAGGUUAUUACGGUGGAAAUGAAAUGCUGUCGAUAUCACUCUGUAGCAGUGUCGCUGACCGUCUGACGCUAGUAGUAGCCUGUAAAUCAACUUGCACCACGUCGAACCCGCUGGAAUGAAUCAAUCCCAUUCCCAUCCCAGCGAUGAGCUGAAGUGUUUUCGCGUAGUACUAGGUAUGAAUUGUCUCCUGACUUGUCAUGCAAACAAAACAAUCAGCCGCAGCCGCUGUGCCAUCACUGUCGAUAAUUAUCAUUGGUAGGGGAUUUUGUUUGCAA
Aegilops tauschii subsp. strangulata is the source of this 1767-nucleotide messenger RNA. Its product is annotated as GPN-loop GTPase QQT2. Lineage: Eukaryota; Viridiplantae; Streptophyta; Magnoliopsida; Poales; Poaceae. The record is from RefSeq and is a predicted model, not a curated record. Gene Ontology annotation, molecular function: GTPase activity.